AUGGAUUUCGUGGUUGGACUACCUGUUUCGAGGACUUUCGAUGCUAUCUGGGUGAUUGUGGAUCGGUUGACGAAGUCCGCACAUUUCUUGGCCAUCAAGAAGACAGAUGGAGCUGCUGUCUUGGCUAGGAAGUUUGUGCGAGAGAUCGUGAGGCUGCAUGGAGUGCCAGCUAGUAUUGUGUCAGACCGUGAUCCCAGAUUCACUUCAGAGUUUUGGAGGGCUUUUCAGGCAGAGAUGGGCACUAAGGUGCAUUUGAGUACAGCUUAUCAUCCGCAGACAGAUGAUCACCUGAGCUUAGUUGAGUUUGCAUACAACAACAACUUUCAGGCGAGUAUUGGCAUGGCUCCAUUUGAGGCUUUGUAUGGGAGGCCAUGUAGGACACCCCUAUGCUGGACCCAAGUGGGGGAGCGCAGCAUGUAUGGAGCUACUUAUGUUCAGGAGACGAGAGAAGGUUCGUGUUGUGAGGCUGAACAUGAAGGAGGCUCAGGCAGACAGAAGAGUUACGCAGAUAGACGCAGACGAGAGCUUGAGUUUCAGGUUGGAGAUAGAGUUAUCUCAAGAUGGCUAUGUUGA
Microthlaspi erraticum is the source of this 573-nucleotide messenger RNA. Lineage: Eukaryota; Viridiplantae; Streptophyta; Magnoliopsida; Brassicales; Brassicaceae. The record is from the annotation of a GenBank genome assembly.